AUGUACCGGGUGUCACAGAGCGCAUGCCUCCUGCUGUACUUAGCUCAGCUAGUUAUACUGGGUCAGUCAACCGACUUAUCCGGGCAGCUUAACUCGCUUUCGUCUUCAUCUAAUCGAGACAAAAGGGAAACCGAUGAUGACUUUGAAGACAAUGUAGCAAAACGAUCUAGGGAGCUCGUUGGCAAGCGUUCAGAUGCCGAAGGAAUAACUGGAGAUGAAACAUUAGAGAAAAGGCUUAUGCCCUACGAUGAACUUGAAAAACGUUUGAGACAUUUCAUCGGAAAACGAACUGACGAUGAGCAACAGUUCGAGAAAAAAGCAAGGAGUCGAGGACGAUACUUCUUGGGAAAACGAACAGAUGACGACGACGAUGGAGAAAAACGAGCAAGAUAUUUCUUAGGGAAACGUGACGACGAGGACAUUGACGAAGAAAAACGAUACCGGUACUUCCUUGGUAAAAGAGAUACCGACGAUUUACUAAAGAGGAGAUAUUAUUUCCUCGGUAAAAGGCCUGUCUUGUUGGAUGACGACUUCGAAAAAAGGCGGCGAUUUUUCUUAGGAAAAAGGAGAAGAUUCUUUCUUGGAAAAAGAGAUUCAACUUAUAACAACGAUUUAAUAGCUCAGUCUGGCGGCUUUGGCGAGGGUAGUUAUGUCGAAGAUUCAUCCCAAAACGGACUUAGAGAUUUCAUACAAAAACGAAUGAGAUACUUUCUAGGCAAGCGCUCAGAUGAAUUAGACGGGCAGAACUUGGAAACGGAAAAACGCUUCGCAAGACAUUUUCUAGGGAGGUAA
Molecule: messenger RNA, 792 nt
Organism: Ylistrum balloti
Lineage: Eukaryota; Metazoa; Mollusca; Bivalvia; Pectinida; Pectinidae
Product: protein PRQFV-amide-like
Exons: 1
Coding region: 1-792 (263 amino acids)
Source: RefSeq, a predicted model, not a curated record